This is a messenger RNA of Ostreococcus tauri, 1209 nucleotides long. Its product is annotated as Methyltransferase type 11. NCBI's taxonomy places the organism in Eukaryota, Viridiplantae, Chlorophyta, Mamiellophyceae, Mamiellales, Bathycoccaceae. Gene Ontology annotation, cellular component: mitochondrion. The record is from RefSeq and is a predicted model, not a curated record. The transcript is spliced from 2 exons. Bases 1 to 1209 code for a protein of 402 amino acids. Gene Ontology annotation, biological process: mitochondrial respiratory chain complex I assembly. Gene Ontology annotation, molecular function: S-adenosylmethionine-dependent methyltransferase activity.
AUGUCAACGCGGUUCGCCCGAGUGAGCGCGUCGGUGCGACGAGCGCUCGAGUCCUCGAUCGCGCGUCGACGCGAAUCGCGAUGUUUGGCGUCGGCGGUGCGCGGAUUAGAUGUGGAGAACGAACUCAUCGUGGACGUCGAGCGGGCCAACGAGCGCGAGCGAGCGCGUCGGGCGAUGCUCAAGGACGCGACAACGCGAUCGAGAAUGCGCGAGAUGAUGGUUUUCGAUCGAGACGUCGUGCGAGCGCACCGAGAUCGAGCGGCGUUCUUACAGGGUGAGGCGGUGAAGAGUGCUCCGGGACGGGUGCCGGAUGUGUUGUUGGACGAGCUCGCGCGGCGUUUGCUCGAUCGGUUGCGAGACAUCAAAAGGAGAUUCAAGCGAGUGAUCGUCUUGGGUGGGGCGAGCGAAGCGAUCAUGAGAAGGUUACUAGGAGAGAGGGACGACGUGGAAAAGAUCGUCGUCGUGGACUUGUCUCGAGAUAUGCUAGAUUUUCCGUUCGGACCGGGGCCGCCGGAAUUGGGGACCGAGGUCGACGUGGUGUACGUCCAGGGAGACGAAGAGAAUUUGCCCAUUCGAGAUGGUUCCGUCGACGCCGUGAUUAGUUGUCUCGGUCUGCACUGGGUGAACGAUUUGCCUGGCGCCAUGACGAGCGCGGCUCAGGCGUUGGUGCCUGACGGGUUAUUUUUAUCCUGCAUCUUUGGCGGGAACACUUUGCAGGAGCUUCGCGCGGCGUGCGCAUUAGCCGAGACCAAGUAUGAGGGUGGCGUGAGUGCGCGUGUUUCGCCGUUAGCGCACGUGAGAGAUUGCGGAAGUCUGCUCGGCAGAGCAGAACUAACUCUUCCGGCGGUUGACGUGGACAUUGUCAACGUCUGCUACGGCUCUCCUCACGAGCUCGUCGAGCACUUGAGAGCGAUGGGUGAGACGAACGCAAACAUUAUGCGUCGCUCCUUCUUGCCUCGCACCACCGCGGCCGCGACGAGCGCGUUGUAUUCGGAGAAGUUUCCGGCGCCCCCGAGCGACAGCUCGAGAACGAGCGAUUCUGCCAGCGACGCUCGGAGCGCUUCUCCACCGAACCCGAUCGAGGCUACGUAUGAGAUCAUGUACAUGACCGGUUGGCGCCCGCACGCGUCCCAACAGCUCCCCAAGGCGCGUGGAAGCGCCACGGUUUCUUUGAAGGACCUACAGGACGCGCUCGAACCAUCCCCAUAG